Puma concolor (puma) is the source of this 14949-nucleotide messenger RNA. NCBI's taxonomy places the organism in Eukaryota, Metazoa, Chordata, Mammalia, Carnivora, Felidae. The record is from RefSeq and is a predicted model, not a curated record.
AUGGCUAAUUCUCAGGCCUGUGUUUCUUGCAGUCCUCAUGUUGCCUACACGGAGUCGUCCCAUUUACCGUCUUCCCCCUUAUAUAACUUGUCCUUUUUGCAGGAUGAUGAAGUGGUCCUACAGUGCACCGCGACCAUCCACAAAGAACAACAGAAACUGUGCUUGGCAGCAGAAGGGUUUGGCAACAGACUUUGCUUCCUGGAGUCUACUUCGAAUUCCAAGAAUGUUCCCCCAGACCUCUCCAUCUGCACUUUUGUGCUGGAACAGUCUCUCUCUGUCCGGGCCCUACAGGAGAUGCUGGCUAACACAGUGGAGAAAUCAGAAGGGCAAGUUGAUGUGGAAGAAUGGAAAUUCAUGAUGAAGACUGCUCAAGGUGGUGGUCAUCGAACACUCCUGUAUGGACAUGCCAUAUUGCUACGCCAUUCCUAUAGUGGCAUGUACCUGUGCUGUCUGUCCACCUCCCGGUCUUCAACUGAUAAACUGGCCUUUGAUGUUGGCUUGCAAGAGGACACAACAGGUGAGGCUUGUUGGUGGACUAUUCAUCCUGCGUCCAAGCAGAGGUCGGAAGGAGAAAAGGUGCGCGUUGGAGAUGACCUCAUCUUAGUCAGUGUGUCCUCUGAGAGGUACCUGCAUUUGUCUUACGGCAAUGGCAGCUUACACGUGGAUGCUGCUUUCCAGCAGACUCUCUGGAGCGUGGCCCCAAUCAGCUCAGGAAGUGAAGCCGCCCAAGGGUAUCUAAUUGGUGGUGACGUCCUCAGGUUGCUGCACGGACACAUGGAUGAAUGCCUCACUGUCCCUUCGGGAGAACACGGUGAAGAGCAGCGGAGAACUGUUCACUAUGAAGGCGGUGCUGUAUCUGUCCAUGCACGUUCCCUGUGGAGACUAGAGACACUAAGAGUUGCGUGGAGUGGAAGCCACAUAAGAUGGGGCCAGCCCUUCCGACUACGCCAUGUCACAACAGGAAAGUACUUGAGUCUCAUGGAAGACAAAAACCUUCUACUCAUGGACAAAGAAAAGGCUGAUGUAAAGUCAACAGCAUUUACCUUCCGGUCUUCCAAGGAAAAAUUGGAUGCAGGGGUGAGAAAAGAAGUCGAUGGCAUGGGAACAUCAGAAAUAAAAUAUGGAGACUCAGUAUGCUAUAUUCAACAUAUAAAUACAGGCCUGUGGCUUACUUACCAGUCUGUGGAUGUGAAAUCAGUGAGAAUGGGAUCCAUACAACGUAAGGCUAUUAUGCAUCAUGAAGGUCACAUGGAUGACGGCUUAAAUCUCUCUAGAUCUCAGCAUGAAGAAUCACGGACCGCACGAGUCAUCCGGAGCACUGUCUUCCUUUUCAAUAGAUUUAUAAGGGGCCUUGAUGCGCUCAGCAAAAAAGUGAAGGCUUCCACAGUAGACCUCCCUAUAGAAUCUGUGAGUCUGAGUCUGCAGGACCUGAUUGGUUACUUCCAUCCCCCCGACGAGCACUUAGAGCAUGAAGACAAACAGAACAGAUUACGGGCUCUAAAGAACCGUCAGAAUCUCUUCCAGGAAGAGGGCAUGAUCAACCUUGUGCUCGAGUGCAUCGACAGGCUGCAUGUCUAUAGCAGCGCGGCGCAUUUCGCGGACGUGGCGGGGAGAGAAGGAGGCGAGGCUUGGAAGUCGAUUCUGAAUUCUCUCUAUGAGUUGCUAGCGGCUCUAAUUAGAGGAAAUCGUAAAAACUGUGCCCAAUUUUCUGGCUCCCUGGACUGGUUGAUCAGCCGAUUGGAAAGACUGGAAGCUUCUUCUGGUAUUCUUGAAGUUUUGCACUGUGUGUUAGUAGAAAGUCCAGAAGCCCUAAAUAUUAUCAAAGAAGGACACAUUAAAUCCAUAAUCUCCCUUUUAGACAAGCAUGGAAGAAACCACAAGGUUCUGGACGUCUUGUGCUCUCUCUGCGUCUGCCAUGGAGUAGCGGUCCGUUCCAACCAGCAUCUCAUCUGUGACAAUCUGCUGCCGGGAAGAGAUCUACUUCUGCAGACACGUCUUGUAAACCACGUUAGCAGCAUGAGACCCAAUAUUUUUCUGGGCGUCAGUGAAGGGUCCGCCCAGUAUAAGAAGUGGUAUUAUGAGCUGAUGGUGGACCACACGGAGCCGUUCGUGACUGCCGAAGCCACUCACCUGAGGGUGGGCUGGGCGUCCACCGAAGGGUACUCUCCCUACCCUGGAGGCGGUGAGGAGUGGGGUGGCAAUGGAGUUGGAGAUGACCUCUUUUCCUACGGAUUUGAUGGCCUUCACCUCUGGUCAGGUUGUAUUGCACGUACUGUAAGCUCACCGAAUCAACAUCUCUUGAGAACCGAUGAUGUCAUCAGUUGCUGUUUAGAUCUGAGCGCCCCAAGCAUCUCAUUCCGAAUUAACGGGCAACCUGUUCAAGGAAUGUUUGAGAAUUUCAACAUCGAUGGCCUCUUCUUUCCAGUUGUUAGUUUCUCUGCAGGAAUAAAGGUACGCUUUCUACUUGGGGGGAGACAUGGAGAAUUUAAAUUCCUUCCUCCACCUGGGUAUGCUCCUUGUUAUGAAGCUGUUCUCCCAAAAGAGAAGUUGAAAGUGGAACACAGCAGAGAAUACAAGCAAGAAAGAACUUACACCCGAGACCUGCUGGGCCCCACGGUUUCCCUGACGCAGGCCGCCUUCACACCAAUCCCUGUGGACACCAGCCAGAUUGUGUUACCUCCUCACCUGGAGAGAAUAAGAGAAAAACUGGCAGAGAAUAUCCAUGAACUCUGGGUUAUGAAUAAAAUUGAACUUGGCUGGCAGUAUGGUCCGGUUAGAGAUGACAAUAAGAGACAGCAUCCGUGUCUGGUGGAGUUCUCCAAGCUACCGGAGCAGGAACGCAAUUACAAUUUGCAGAUGUCGCUUGAGACCCUGAAGACUUUGUUGGCAUUAGGAUGUCAUGUGGGAAUAGCAGAUGAACAUGCUGAAGAAAAGGUGAAAAAAAUGAAGCUGCCCAAGAAUUACCAGCUGACAAGUGGGUAUAAGCCUGCCCCGAUGGACCUGAGCUUCAUUAAACUCACGCCGUCUCAGGAAGCGAUGGUGGACAAGUUGGCGGAGAACGCUCACAACGUGUGGGCCCGGGAUCGAAUCCGGCAGGGCUGGACUUACGGCAUCCAGCAGGAUGUAAAGAACAGAAGAAACCCUCGCCUGGUUCCCUACACCCUUCUAGAUGACCGCACCAAGAAGUCCAACAAGGACAGCCUCCGUGAGGCCGUGCGCACGCUGCUGGGAUAUGGCUACCAUCUGGAGGCGCCAGAUCAAGAUCAUGCUGCCCGAGCCGAAGUGUGUAGCGGCACCGGGGAGAGGUUCCGAAUCUUCCGCGCGGAGAAAACCUAUGCCGUCAAGGCAGGAAGGUGGUAUUUUGAAUUUGAGGCUGUCACUGCUGGAGACAUGAGAGUCGGAUGGAGCAGGCCAGGUUGUCAACCUGACCAAGAGCUGGGCUCAGACGAACGUGCCUUUGCUUUUGAUGGCUUCAAGGCCCAGCGGUGGCACCAGGGCAACGAACACUAUGGGCGCUCUUGGCAAGCGGGCGAUGUUGUGGGAUGCAUGGUGGACAUGACGGAGCACACCAUGAUGUUCACACUGAAUGGCGAAAUCCUUCUGGAUGACUCGGGCUCAGAACUGGCGUUCAAGGACUUCGAUGUUGGUGACGGAUUCAUUCCUGUCUGUAGCCUUGGAGUGGCUCAGGUGGGCAGGAUGAACUUUGGAAAGGAUGUCAGCACCUUGAAAUAUUUCACCAUCUGUGGCUUACAAGAGGGUUACGAACCGUUUGCUGUGAACACAAACAGGGAUAUUACCAUGUGGCUAAGCAAGAGGCUUCCUCAGUUUCUCCAGGUCCCUUCAAACCAUGAGCAUAUCGAGGUGACCAGAAUAGACGGCACCAUCGACAGUUCUCCGUGUUUAAAAGUCACCCAGAAGUCCUUUGGCGCUCAGAACAGCACUGCCGACAUCAUGUUCUAUCGCCUGAGCAUGCCAAUCGAGUGUGCCGAGGUUUUCUCCAAGACGGUGGCAGGCGGGCUCCCAGGCGCCGGCCUCUUUGGGCCCAAGAAUGAUCUGGAGGAUUACGAUGCAGAUUCUGACUUUGAGGUUCUAAUGAAGACAGCUCAUGGCCAUCUGGUGCCAGACCGUGUUGACAAAGACAAGGAAGCCACAAAACCAGAGUUUAAUAACCACAAAGACUAUGCUCAGGAAAAGCCCUCUCGUCUGAAACAAAGAUUUUUGCUUAGAAGAACAAAGCCAGAUUAUAGCACGAGCCAUUCUGCAAGGCUCACGGAAGAUGUCCUUGCAGAUGAUCGGGAUGAUUAUGACUACUUGAUGCAAACGUCCACGUACUAUUACUCAGUGAGAAUCUUUCCCGGCCAAGAACCUGCUAACGUCUGGGUGGGCUGGAUUACAUCAGAUUUCCAUCAGUAUGAUACAGGCUUUGACUUGGACAGAGUUCGUACAGUAACCGUUACUCUAGGAGAUGAAAAGGGAAAAGUACAUGAAAGCAUCAAACGCAGCAACUGCUAUAUGGUGUGCGCGGGCGAGAGCAUGAGCCCAGGGCAAGGACGCAACAAUAAUGGCCUGGAGAUCGGGUGCGUGGUGGAUGCUGCCAGUGGGCUUCUCACGUUCACCGCCAACGGCAAGGAGCUGAGCACCUACUACCAGGUGGAGCCAAGUACAAAGUUAUUUCCUGCAGCUUUUGCCCAAGCUACAAGUCCCAAUGUUUUCCAGUUUGAGCUGGGAAGAAUCAAGAAUGUGAUGCCUCUCUCCGCGGGAUUAUUCAAGAGUGAGCACAAAAACCCUGUGCCACAGUGUCCCCCGCGUCUCCACGUGCAGUUUCUGUCCCACGUCCUGUGGAGCAGAAUGCCCAACCAGUUCCUGAAGGUAGAUGUGUCUCGAAUAAGUGAGCGCCAAGGCUGGCUGGUGCAGUGUUUGGAUCCUCUGCAGUUCAUGUCUCUCCAUAUCCCGGAGGAGAACAGAUCUGUUGACAUACUGGAGCUGACAGAGCAGGAAGAGCUGCUGAAAUUCCACUACCACACGCUCCGGCUUUACUCCGCCGUCUGCGCCCUCGGGAACCACCGGGUGGCGCAUGCGUUGUGCAGCCACGUGGACGAACCCCAGCUGCUCUACGCCAUCGAGAACAAGUACAUGCCCGGUUUGCUGCGGGCCGGCUACUAUGACCUGCUUAUUGACAUCCACCUGAGCUCCUACGCCACUGCCAGGCUCAUGAUGAACAGUGAGUUCAUCGUGCCCAUGACGGAGGAGACCAAGAGCAUCACCCUCUUCCCUGAUGAGAACAAAAAGCAUGGCCUCCCGGGGAUUGGCCUCAGCACCUCCCUCAGGCCACGGAUACAGUUUUCCUCCCCCAGUUUUGUGAGCAUCAAUAACGAAUGCUACCAAUACAGUCCAGAGUUCCCGCUGGACAUCCUGAAGGCCAAAACCAUUCAGAUGCUGACAGAAGCUGUUAAAGAGGGCAGCCUGCAUGCCCGGGACCCCGUGGGGGGCACCACUGAAUUUCUCUUUGUACCUCUCAUCAAGCUUUUCUAUACUCUGCUCAUCAUGGGGAUCUUCCACAAUGAGGACUUAAAACACAUCUUGCAGCUGAUAGAGCCCAGUGUGUUCAAGGAAGCCGCCACUCCGGAAGAAGACACUGAGGCUCUGGAGAAAGAGCCCUCCAUGGAAGACUCCAAGCCAGAAGGAGCUGGAGAAGAAGAAGCCAAAGGGGGUAAGAGGCCCAAGGAAGGACUGCUCCAAAUGAAACUGCCUGAGCCAGUUAAAUUGCAGAUGUGUCUGCUGCUCCAGUACCUCUGUGACUGCCAGGUCCGACACCGGAUAGAAGCCAUCGUGGCCUUUUCAGAUGACUUUGUAGCCAAGCUCCAAGACAAUCAGCGCUUCCGUUACAAUGAAGUUAUGCAAGCUUUAAACAUGUCGGCCGCGCUCACUGCCAGGAAGACAAAGGAAUUUCGAUCCCCACCUCAGGAACAGAUCAAUAUGCUUCUCAAUUUUAAGGAUGAUAAAAGUGAAUGUCCAUGUCCUGAAGAAAUCCGAGACCAGCUCUUAGAUUUUCAUGAAGAUUUGAUGACACAUUGUGGAAUUGAGCUGGAUGAAGAUGGGUCUCUUGAUGGAAACAGUGACUUAACAAUUAGAGGACGCCUGCUGUCCUUGGUAGAAAAGGUGACAUACCUGAAGAAGAAACAGGCCGAAAAACCAGUUGAGAGUGGCUCCAAGAAGUCCUCCACUCUUCAGCAGUUGAUUUCUGAAACCAUGGUCCGAUGGGCGCAAGAGUCUGUCAUUGAAGACCCUGAACUGGUGAGGGCCAUGUUUGUGUUGCUCCAUCGACAGUACGAUGGCAUUGGGGGUCUGGUCCGGGCUCUGCCAAAGACCUACACUAUAAAUGGUGUCUCCGUGGAGGAUACCAUCAACCUGCUGGCAUCUCUCGGUCAGAUUCGUUCUCUGCUGAGUGUAAGAAUGGGCAAAGAAGAAGAGAAGCUUAUGAUUCGUGGAUUAGGGGAUAUCAUGAAUAAUAAAGUAUUUUACCAGCACCCUAAUCUCAUGAGGGCACUUGGGAUGCACGAGACGGUGAUGGAGGUCAUGGUGAAUGUCCUUGGAGGUGGAGAGUCCAAGGAAAUCACUUUUCCCAAGAUGGUGGCCAACUGUUGCCGUUUUCUUUGUUACUUCUGUCGUAUAAGUCGGCAGAAUCAAAAAGCUAUGUUUGACCAUCUCAGCUAUUUAUUGGAGAACAGCAGUGUUGGUCUUGCCUCACCAGCAAUGAGAGGUUCAACACCACUGGAUGUGGCAGCCGCAUCAGUGAUGGAUAAUAAUGAACUGGCCUUAGCUCUGCGUGAGCCAGAUUUGGAAAAGGUAGUUCGAUAUUUGGCUGGUUGUGGACUGCAGAGUUGCCCAAUGCUGGUAUCUAAGGGUUACCCAGAUAUUGGGUGGAAUCCAGUUGAAGGAGAGAGAUACCUUGACUUUCUCCGAUUUGCUGUCUUCUGUAAUGGGGAGAGUGUGGAAGAGAAUGCUAAUGUUGUGGUGAGGUUGCUCAUCCGGAGGCCCGAGUGUUUCGGUCCUGCUUUGAGAGGGGAAGGUGGGAACGGUCUUCUUGCAGCAAUGGAAGAAGCCAUAAAAAUAGCCGAGGAUCCCUCUCGAGAUGGUCCCUCACCAACUAGCGGAUCCAGUAAAACACUUGAGACAGAAGAGGAGGAGGAUGACACUAUCCACAUGGGGAAUGCCAUCAUGACGUUUUAUGCAGCUUUGAUUGACCUCUUAGGACGGUGUGCUCCUGAAAUGCAUUUGAUUCAUGCUGGUAAGGGGGAAGCCAUCAGAAUCCGGUCAAUUCUGAGAUCCCUAAUUCCACUGGGAGAUUUGGUGGGAGUAAUCAGCAUUGCUUUUCAGAUGCCAACAAUAGCCAAAGAUGGGAAUGUGGUGGAGCCUGACAUGUCUGCGGGGUUUUGCCCAGAUCACAAGGCAGCCAUGGUUUUGUUCCUUGACAGGGUCUAUGGCAUUGAGGUUCAAGAUUUCCUCCUCCAUCUUCUCGAGGUUGGCUUUCUGCCUGAUCUCCGGGCUGCUGCUUCUUUAGAUACGGCUGCUUUGAGUGCCACAGACAUGGCCCUGGCCCUCAAUCGGUACCUUUGCACAGCCGUGUUGCCUUUAUUAACAAGAUGUGCCCCUCUUUUCGCGGGCACAGAACACCACGCUUCUCUCAUUGACUCGUUACUGCACACUGUGUACAGACUUUCGAAGGGCUGCUCACUUACCAAAGCUCAGCGGGAUUCCAUAGAAGUUUGUUUGCUCUCUAUUUGUGGCCAAUUGAGACCUUCUAUGAUGCAGCACUUGCUCCGAAGAUUAGUGUUUGAUGUCCCAUUAUUAAAUGAACAUGCGAAGAUGCCUCUUAAGUUGCUGACAAAUCAUUAUGAAAGAUGCUGGAAAUAUUACUGCCUGCCUGGAGGGUGGGGGAACUUCGGAGCUGCCUCAGAAGAAGAACUUCAUUUAUCAAGAAAGUUGUUUUGGGGCAUUUUUGACGCCCUGUCUCAAAAGAAAUACGAACAAGAACUUUUCAAACUGGCACUGCCUUGCCUGAGUGCCGUUGCGGGAGCUUUGCCUCCAGACUACAUGGAGUCAAAUUAUGUCAGUAUGAUGGAAAAACAGUCAUCAAUGGAUUCUGAAGGGAACUUUAACCCACAACCUGUUGAUACCUCAAACAUUACAAUUCCUGAGAAGUUGGAAUACUUCAUUAACAAAUAUGCUGAACAUUCUCAUGACAAAUGGUCAAUGGACAAGUUGGCAAAUGGAUGGAUUUAUGGAGAGAUAUAUUCAGACUCGUCUAAAGUUCAGCCGUUAAUGAAGCCAUAUAAACUAUUAUCUGAAAAGGAAAAAGAAAUUUAUCGCUGGCCAAUCAAAGAAUCUUUAAAAACCAUGCUGGCGUGGGGUUGGAGGGUUGAGAGAACACGGGAGGGAGACAGCAUGGCCCUCUACAACCGUUCUCGUCGUAUUUCUCAGACAAGCCAGGUUUCUGUUGAUGCUGCGCAUGGUUAUAGCCCCCGAGCCAUUGAUAUGAGCAAUGUCACACUGUCCAGAGACCUGCACGCUAUGGCAGAAAUGAUGGCUGAAAACUACCAUAAUAUAUGGGCAAAGAAAAAGAAGAUGGAGCUGGAGUCCAAAGGAGGUGGAAACCAUCCCCUGCUGGUACCCUAUGAUACACUGACAGCCAAAGAGAAAGCCAAGGAUAGGGAAAAAGCACAGGACAUCCUCAAGUUCUUACAGAUCAAUGGAUAUGCUGUAUCCAGGGGAUUCAAGGACCUGGAAUUGGACACACCUUCCAUUGAGAAACGAUUUGCCUAUAGUUUCCUUCAGCAACUCAUUCGCUAUGUGGAUGAAGCCCAUCAGUAUAUCCUGGAGUUUGAUGGUGGCAGCAGAAGCAAGGCGGAACAUUUUCCUUACGAGCAAGAAAUCAAGUUCUUUGCUAAAGUUGUGCUUCCUUUAAUUGAUCAGUAUUUCAAAAACCAUCGUUUAUACUUCUUAUCUGCAGCAAGCAGACCCCUCUGUUCUGGAGGACAUGCGUCAAACAAGGAGAAAGAAAUGGUGACGAGCCUAUUCUGCAAACUUGGAGUUCUUGUCAGGCAUAGGAUUUCACUAUUUGGAAAUGAUGCCACAUCAAUUGUCAACUGUCUUCAUAUUUUGGGUCAGACUUUGGAUGCAAGGACUGUCAUGAAGACUGGCCUGGAGAGUGUUAAAAGUGCGCUCAGAACGUUUCUGGACAAUGCGGCGGAGGAUCUGGAGAAGACAAUGGAGAAUCUCAAGCAGGGCCAGUUCACCCACACCCGAAACCAACCCAAAGGUGUUACUCAGAUUAUCAAUUAUACCACGGUGGCUCUGUUGCCAAUGCUGUCAUCAUUAUUUGAGCAUAUUGGCCAGCAUCAGUUCGGAGAAGAUCUAAUAUUGGAAGAUGUACAGGUGUCAUGUUAUAGAAUUCUGACUAGCUUAUAUGCUUUGGGAACCAGCAAAAGUAUUUAUGUGGAAAGGCAACGCUCUGCAUUAGGAGAAUGUCUUGCUGCUUUUGCUGGUGCCUUUCCUGUCGCAUUUUUGGAAACUCAUCUCGACAAACAUAACAUCUACUCUAUCUACAAUACCAAGUCAUCGCGAGAAAGAGCAGCUCUGAAUUUGCCAACUAACGUGGAGGAUGUGUGCCCAAAUAUACCGUCUUUGGAGAAACUCAUGGAAGAAAUUGUGGAAUUAGCUGAGUCCGGCAUUCGCUACACACAGAUGCCACACGUCAUGGAAGUCAUACUGCCCAUGCUUUGCAGCUACAUGUCUCGUUGGUGGGAGCACGGACCUGAAAAUAAUCCAGAAAGGGCUGAAAUGUGCUGUACCGCCCUGAACUCCGAGCACAUGAACACGCUCUUGGGGAAUAUAUUGAAAAUCAUAUAUAAUAACCUGGGAAUUGAUGAGGGAGCCUGGAUGAAGAGGUUAGCAGUAUUUUCACAGCCCAUUAUAAAUAAAGUGAAACCUCAGCUCCUGAAAACUCAUUUCUUGCCAUUAAUGGAGAAACUCAAGAAAAAAGCAGCGAUGGUGGUGUCAGAGGAGGACCAUCUGAAAGCUGAGGCCAGGGGGGAUAUGUCUGAGGCAGAGCUUCUCAUUCUCGAUGAGUUCACCACUCUGGCCAGAGAUCUCUAUGCCUUCUACCCGCUCUUGAUUAGAUUUGUGGACUAUAACAGGGCAAAGUGGCUAAAAGAACCUAACCCAGAAGCAGAGGACCUUUUCCGCAUGGUGGCCGAAGUGUUUAUCUACUGGUCAAAAUCCCACAAUUUCAAAAGAGAAGAGCAGAACUUUGUGGUACAGAAUGAAAUCAACAAUAUGUCUUUCCUUAUUACGGACACCAAGUCAAAGAUGUCAAAGGCCGCUGUCUCUGAUCAGGAAAGGAAGAAGAUGAAGCGCAAAGGAGAUCGGUACUCCACGCAGACCUCUCUCAUUGUGGCAGCUCUGAAGCGGUUACUGCCCAUUGGGUUGAACAUCUGUGCCCCUGGGGACCAGGAGCUCAUCGCUCUGGCCAAAAACCGAUUUAGUAUGAAAGACACUGAGGAUGAAGUACGAGAUAUAAUCCGCAGUAAUAUUCAUUUACAAGGCAAGUUGGAGGAUCCUGCUAUCAGAUGGCAAAUGGCUCUUUACAAAGAUUUACCGAACAGGACUGAAGAUACAUCAGAUCCAGAGAAGACCGUAGAGAGAGUAUUAGAUAUAGCAAAUGUGCUUUUUCAUCUUGAGCAGAAAUCUACAUCUAUGCACCGGAGAUAUUACAGUCUGGGAAGUACAGUGGAGCACCCACAGAGAUCGAAGAAAGCUGUAUGGCACAAACUUCUGUCCAAGCAGAGGAAGAGGGCAGUGGUGGCCUGCUUCCGAAUGGCUCCUUUAUAUAACCUGCCAAGGCACCGGGCCGUUAACCUCUUUCUUCAGGGAUAUGAAAAGUCUUGGAUUGAAACAGAAGAACACUACUUUGAAGAUAAGCUGAUAGAAGAUUUAGCAAAACCUGGAGCAGACCCUCCAGAGGAAGAGGAAGGCACGAAGAGAGUCGAUCCCCUCCAUCAGCUCAUCCUUCUGUUUAGUCGAACAGCUUUAACGGAGAAAUGCAAACUGGAGGAAGAUUUUUUAUAUAUGGCUUAUGCAGAUAUUAUGGCAAAGAGUUGUCAUGAUGAGGAAGAUGAUGAUGGUGAAGAAGAAGUGAAGAGUUUUGAAGUCACAGGAUCCCAACGCAGCAAGGAAAAAGAAAUGGAGAAGCAGAAGCUUCUGUACCAGCAAGCCAGGCUCCAUGACCGCGGGGCUGCUGAGAUGGUGCUACAGACCAUCAGUGCCAGCAAAGGUCAGAAAAUGCUCGACUAUCUCAAGGAGAAGAAGGACGUGGGUUUCUUUCAGAGCCUUGCCGGCCUGAUGCAGUCGUGCAGCGUCCUCGACCUAAAUGCAUUUGAGCGGCAGAACAAAGCUGAAGGACUUGGAAUGGUCACCGAAGAAGGAUCAGCCUCUCACUUUGAAAGUCACAGACUGCAGACUGGAGAAAAGGUUCUCCAAGAUGACGAGUUCACGUGUGACCUCUUCCGUUUCCUCCAGCUGCUUUGUGAGGGACACAACUCAGAUUUUCAAAAUUAUCUGAGAACUCAGACUGGCAAUAACACAACUGUCAACAUCAUCAUCUCUACCGUAGACUACCUACUCAGAGUCCAGGAAUCCAUUAGUGAUUUCUAUUGGUAUUACUCUGGGAAAGAUGUUAUUGAUGAACAAGGACAACGGAAUUUCUCCAAAGCAAUUCAAGUAGCAAAACAAGUCUUUAACACGCUCACAGAGUAUAUUCAGGGUCCUUGCACUGGGAAUCAGCAGAGCUUGGCCCACAGCAGGCUAUGGGACGCAGUUGUGGGCUUCCUUCACGUAUUCGCCCACAUGCAGAUGAAGCUGUCUCAGGAUUCCAGUCAAAUCGAGCUAUUAAAAGAAUUAAUGGAUCUUCAGAAGGAUAUGGUGGUCAUGUUGCUGUCCAUGCUAGAAGGUAAUGUUGUCAAUGGAACCAUUGGCAAACAGAUGGUCGAUAUGCUUGUGGAGUCUUCCAACAACGUGGAGAUGAUUCUCAAGUUUUUUGACAUGUUCUUAAAACUAAAGGAUUUGACCUCUUCUGACACAUUUAAAGAAUACGACCCUGACGGCAAGGGAGUCAUUUCCAAGAGGGACUUCCAUAAAGCGAUGGAGAGCCAUAAACACUACACGCAAUCAGAAACCGAGUUUCUUCUGUCCUGUGCAGAGACAGAUGAAAACGAAACCCUGGACUAUGAAGAGUUUGUCAAAAGGUUUCACGAGCCCGCAAAGGACAUCGGCUUCAAUGUGGCCGUUCUUCUGACCAACCUUUCGGAGCACAUGCCCAAUGAUACGCGACUGCAGACUUUCCUGGAGUUGGCAGAGAGCGUGCUGAAUUACUUCCAGCCUUUUCUGGGCCGCAUCGAGAUCAUGGGAAGUGCCAAGCGCAUCGAGAGGGUGUAUUUUGAAAUCAGUGAGUCCAGCCGAACCCAGUGGGAGAAGCCCCAGGUCAAGGAGUCCAAAAGGCAGUUCAUAUUUGAUGUGGUCAACGAAGGGGGAGAAAAGGAGAAAAUGGAACUUUUUGUCAACUUCUGUGAGGACACCAUAUUCGAAAUGCAGCUGGCAGCGCAGAUCUCAGAGUCGGAUUUGAAUGAGAGGUCAGCGAAUAAAGAAGAGAGUGAGAAGGAGAAGCCGGAAGAGCAGGGGCCCAGAAUGGGUUUCUUUUCCAUCGUGACGGUCAAGUCAGCCCUGUUUGCUCUCAGGUAUAAUAUCUUGACCCUCAUGAGAAUGCUCAGCCUGAAGAGCCUGAAGAAACAGAUGAAAAAAGUGAAGAAGAUGACGAUGAAGGAUAUGGUCACGGCCGCCUUUUCGUCCUACUGGAGUAUUUUCAUGAGCCUCCUGCACUUUGUGGCCAGCGUUUCCAGAGGCUUCUUCCGCAUCAUUUGCAGCCUGCUGCUUGGCGGGAGCCUAGUAGAAGGAGCAAAAAAGAUCCGAGUGGCAGAGCUCUUAGCCAACAUGCCAGACCCCACUCAGGAUGAGGUGAGAGGGGAUGGAGAAGAGGGGGACAGGAGGCCCAUGGAGGCCGCCCUGCCCUCGGAAGAUCUGACAGACCUGAAGGAACUGACGGAGGAAAGCGACCUUCUUUCGGACAUAUUUGGCUUGGAUCUGAAGAGAGAAGGAGGACAGUACAAACUUAUUCCUCAUAAUCCAAACGCUGGCCUCAGCGAUCUAAUGAGCAACCCGGUCCCUAUCCCUGACGUGCAAGAAAAAUUUCAGGAACAGAAGGUGAAAGAGGAAGAAAAGGAGGAGAAAGAAGAAAGCAAAUCUGAACCUGAAAAGGCCGAGGGAGAAGAUGGAGAAAAAGAAGAAAAAGCCAAAGAAGAUAAGGGUAAACAGAAGUUGAGGCAGCUCCAUACACACAGAUACGGAGAGCCAGAAGUUCCCGAGUCGGCAUUCUGGAAGAAAAUCAUCGCAUAUCAACAGAAACUUCUAAACUAUUUUGCUCGCAACUUUUACAACAUGAGAAUGUUAGCCUUAUUCGUCGCGUUUGCAAUCAAUUUCAUCUUGCUCUUUUAUAAGGUCUCCACUUCUUCUGUGGUUGAAGGAAAGGAGCCCCCCACUCGCAGUUCAAGUGGAAAUGCCAAAGUUAGCAGCCUGGACAGUGGCUCACCUAGAAUCAUCGCGGUUCACUACGUCCUGGAGGAGAGCAGCGGCUACAUGGAGCCCACGCUGCGGAUCUUAGCCAUUCUUCACACGGUCAUUUCUUUCUUCUGCAUCAUCGGCUACUACUGCUUGAAAGUCCCAUUGGUUAUUUUUAAGCGAGAAAAGGAAGUAGCUCGAAAAUUGGAAUUUGAUGGGCUUUAUAUUACAGAACAGCCUUCAGAAGAUGAUAUUAAAGGCCAGUGGGAUCGACUCGUAAUCAACACACAGUCAUUUCCCAACAACUACUGGGACAAAUUUGUUAAAAGAAAGGUUAUGGAUAAAUAUGGGGAGUUCUAUGGCCGGGACAGAAUCAGUGAGCUCCUUGGUAUGGACAAAGCCGCCCUAGAUUUCAGCGAUGCCCGGGAAAAGAAGAAGCCAAAGAAAGACAGCUCCCUGUCAGCCGUACUGAACUCUAUUGAUGUGAAGUAUCAGAUGUGGAAACUAGGAGUCGUCUUCACGGACAACUCUUUCCUCUACCUGGCCUGGUAUAUGACUAUGUCCGUUCUGGGACACUAUAACAACUUUUUUUUUGCUGCUCAUCUUCUUGACAUUGCUAUGGGAUUCAAGACACUGAGAACCAUCUUGUCAUCGGUAACUCACAAUGGCAAGCAGCUUGUAUUAACUGUUGGCUUGUUAGCUGUUGUUGUAUACCUAUAUACUGUUGUGGCAUUCAACUUUUUCCGAAAAUUCUACAAUAAAAGUGAAGAUGGUGACACACCGGAUAUGAAAUGUGAUGAUAUGCUAACGUGCUACAUGUUCCACAUGUACGUCGGGGUACGUGCCGGAGGGGGUAUCGGCGAUGAAAUCGAAGACCCAGCAGGCGACGAAUAUGAGAUCUAUCGAAUCAUCUUUGACAUCACCUUCUUCUUCUUCGUGAUUGUCAUUCUCUUGGCCAUAAUUCAAGGUUUAAUUAUUGAUGCUUUUGGAGAGCUAAGAGACCAACAGGAGCAAGUCAAAGAAGACAUGGAGACCAAAUGUUUCAUCUGUGGGAUAGGCAACGAUUACUUCGACACAGUGCCACAUGGCUUUGAAACCCACACUUUACAGGAACACAACCUGGCCAAUUACCUGUUUUUUCUGAUGUAUCUCAUCAACAAAGAUGAAACAGAGCACACAGGACAGGAAUCUUAUGUCUGGAAGAUGUAUCAAGAAAGGUGCUGGGAAUUCUUCCCAGCAGGGGAUUGUUUCCGGAAACAGUAUGAAGACCAGCUAAAUUAA